Formica exsecta is the source of this 3288-nucleotide messenger RNA. Its product is annotated as glutamyl aminopeptidase-like. Gene Ontology annotation, cellular component: cytoplasm. The transcript is spliced from 10 exons. Lineage: Eukaryota; Metazoa; Arthropoda; Insecta; Hymenoptera; Formicidae. Gene Ontology annotation, biological process: proteolysis; peptide catabolic process. Gene Ontology annotation, molecular function: zinc ion binding; peptide binding; metalloaminopeptidase activity. The record is from RefSeq and is a predicted model, not a curated record. Bases 472 to 3276 code for a protein of 934 amino acids.
AUAAUUUUUUCGCGUUUAUAUAAUUGGUAUUAUAUAUACUAUAUCAUCUGACAGGUUUUCUUAAAAUGUCAUACGAAAAAUUGCGAUUUUAUUUGCAAUAUUUAUUUUUUAGAGUAUAAAAGAAUACUUUUUGUAUUGUGUACGGAAUAUACGUUAAAUUUAUAAAUAAUGCGCAUCGAUGAUUAUACUUGACAGCGUUAUUAAGAUGUUUUUUAAUGAUUAAUAACCUUAGCAGAGUUGUUGACAUAACAUUACAUAUUUCUUAUAAUAUCGUCUACGGAGCGUCAGUAAUUGGUGGUCUUUCGAAAUAAUAAGAUCGUGUGAUUGUGUUGAUAAAUACUUUCAAUAUUACAUAGAUAUUAUGAUAGAAGAUAGAAAGAUCGACUAAAACUAAUUUUUACAAAACAUCGUAUAAUACAACUUGUAACAUAAAAUCUUAAUAUACAGAAUACCUGAGGCAAAUAUAUUGAUAUGAUAUUUUUAAAAUUAUUAUUAAUAGGCGGCUUAAUAUUCUAUGCCGCGGCGGCUGUUUUGGCCGACAAACAUUCAUUUAAAUUAUUGGAUUACAUAAAACCAGAGCAUUAUAACAUCAAGAUGGUACCACAUUUUGCGCCAUAUAAACAGAAUUUUUAUUACGGCGAAUGCAACGUGAACAUUACCAUUCUUCAACCAACGUAUAUUAUAAAUCUACAUUCAAACGUGCACUGUAUAACGGAUGCAGAGUUGACUGAUAAUCCACCAAGAUUUCAGCCAUACGACAACGAAGAAAUGAUUAUUUAUAAACCGAUAAAACAUUUAUAUGAUAAUAAGACCCAUAUUGUCGAGUUUUCUUUCAUGAAUGAGUUAUCAUCAGAACGUUAUAUCUUGAAGAUGAAAUUUGUCGGUAUUAUAGCUGAGAUGGGAGACAUCGGAAAUUCGUCUUUAAUAAUAAGGGAAAAUAAAGAUUGGGCGCCUGCAACACUUUUCCAACCAAUUAAUGCCCGACGAUUGUUUCCAUGUUGGGACAAGCCGGAAUUAAAAGCUACAUUUAAUAUUUCUAUAAUACAUCAUCUUGAUUAUAUGGCUUUCUCAAAUAGACCAGUGCGAGAAAUGAAAGUACUUGAAAACGAUAUGUUGUGGGUAAACUUCAAUACUACUCCUGCAAUAUCUCCUUAUCUCGUUACAAUAUUUGUGACUAGGGCAAAUUUAUUUAUUGAUCUUUCUAAAGUUGCAACCCUCAAAGAACACCAUGCUUUAUUUCGUCCAUUCGAAUAUGCGAAUAAAGUUAUUAUCAAUAUCACGCGAUAUUUGAGAAACGAAUGGGAACGAACAGAGAAGAUUCCCAUAGAUCAUAUAGCGGUCAUAAAUUCUGAAGACGAAGACCUGGUGAAUUUAGGGCUUGUUUUGUACAGAACAUUUGAUGUUGUAUAUGAUAAACAAUUAGAUCCCAUUGGGAAUAAAAUUAAAAUGCUUCGCUUAAUAGUUCAUAAAGAGAUACGACAAUGGCUUUCAUCUCGGUGGUAUUACUUGUGGUUAAACGAGGCUUUUGCUACAUUUUUUGGAGCGUAUGUCGUCGAUAAGGUUAGCUUUAUAUUUUUAACACUUAUUGUUAGACACAUAUAUAUAAUUAAGUGUAUUGUUAUAGCAUCCGUUAUAUUGCAUAUGUUGCAAAACACAGUUGGCGAAGGAACAUUUUGGAAUGGUAUCCAUACAUAUAUAUAUAACAAUGCAUAUAAGUGGACUACUACUUACGAUUUCUGGACAGCUAUACAAACUGCCUUCGAUGAAAUACCAUACUUUCAUUUUGAAGAAGUUAAUAUAACAAAACACAUGGAUUCUUGGUUCAAGCAAAAGCAUUAUCCCGUAUUGAAGGUGAUACGAAAUCCUGGUGGUUUUAAAAAUAUAACAUUAAAAGUUCUUCAUACAUCAAAAAAUUGGAGCAUACCUCUAACUUAUACUACGCAAGCAUAUCCAAGUUUUAGAAAUACCAUGCCUAAGAUGUGGUUAAAUAUGUCACAUUUGGGAACACGGUUGCGUAUUUUGGAUAUUCCAAAUUUUAUAUAUGAAGAAGUUAAAGAUGAUGAGUGGAUAAUAUUCAAUAUAAAACAAACUUACAAUUUCAGUGCAUAUAAGUGGACUACUACUUACGAUUUCUGGACAGCUAUACAAACUGCUUUCGAUGAAAUACCAUACUUUCAUUUUGAAGAAGUUAAUAUAACAAAACAUAUGGAUUCUUGGUUCAAGCAAAAGCAUUAUCCCGUAUUGAGGGUGAUACGAAAUCCUGGUGGUUUUAAAAAUAUAACAUUAAAAGUUCUUUAUACAUCAAAAAAUUGGAGCAUACCUCUAACUUAUACUACGCAAGCAUAUCCAAGUUUUAAAAAUACCAUGCCUAAGAUGUGGUUAAAUAUGUCACAUUUGGGAACACGGUUGCGUAUUUUGGAUAUUCCAAAUUUUAUAUAUGAAGAAGUUAAAGAUGAUGAGUGGAUAAUAUUCAAUAUAAAACAAACUGGAUAUUAUAGGGUCAACUACGAUGCUAAGAAUUGGCAAAAAAUUUCGGAUUACCUAGACUCUGAAAACUAUACAAAAAUACAUGCUCUUAGUCGUGCCCAAAUUAUCGAUGACGCGUUUCAUUUAAUGAUAACACGCCAACUUGAUACUUCCAUAUUCUGGAAUCUCACGAAUUAUCUAUCGCGAGAAACAGAUUAUGUGGCAUGGUAUCCUAUGUUUAAAGCUCUGGAAUACAUGUCGAGUGUUAUUCCACUGUCUGAUAAAAAAGUUGAUAUUAUCAAGACAAAAAUGCAAAAAAUAUUAAAGGAAUUGUAUCUAAAAACCACCAAAAAUGUUCCGAAAGACGAUCUUGGAAUAUGUUUAAAAGAAGAGGCUGCAAAAUGGGCGUAUUUUUUCAAUGAUCCGUUAUACAAAAAAGAUGCCAGCAAGAGAACGAAAGAUUUUUUUCAUCAUCAUCCUGUCUUUCACUAUAGACUUGUCCCACAGUGGGACGAAUGGACGCACUGUAGAGGUUUGGCCACAGACGUCACUUGGAUGGAGAUGUAUGAGCUCUGUGAACAAACAGCUGAUGUUAAAAUUUUAAAAUUCUUGGCAUGCUCUGACAAUCCUUAUAAUAUCAGGAACUUGUUAGUUCUAAUAAAUAAAUUCCGAUCGUUUAUUCAUCCGGAAGAUCAUAUUUCAAAAAUUAUACUUAUUGAAAGUUAUCUUUUUACUAUUGAGAGACAUGCAAACAACAAUGAUACACUUGAAUAUAUAUUAGACCAUUUUGAUACAUCAAAACCUAGGUAAAAAAAAAAAAAA